AUGGACUCUUCCCUCUUUGUCUACCACAGCGGGACCGACAUCACCUACCUCCUGCUGUACGUCGACGACAUCAUCCUAACAGCAUCAAGCACGACCCUGCUCCAGCGGAUCAUCACUGCCCUUCGCAAUGAAUUCAUGACGACUGACUUGGGUGACCUCCACUAUUUCCUCAGCAUCUUUGCGCAUCGGGACUCCCGCGUCAUUUUUCUCUCUCAAGAAAAAUAUGCCGCAAAAAUUCUUCAGCGAGCCAACAUGUCUACAUGCAACUUGCGCGCCACACCGAUUGAAGCACGCCCCAAGCUGGCUGCUGCCGCUGGCACCCCGGUAUCCAACCCGACACUAUACCGCAGCCUUGUAGGAGCUCUCCAGUACCUCACCUUCACCCGUCCUGACAUUACGCAUGUUGUUCUGCAGGUCUGUCUGCACAUGCAUGAUCCGCGGGAACAACACUUCCUAUUGAUCAAGCGCAUCUUGAGGUACAUCAAGGGAACAAUCAACCACAGUCUGCAACUCUCUUGUAGCUCCUCCCACGAUCUCGUUGUCUACUCCGACGCCGACUGGGCGGGCUGCCCUGACACUCGCAAGUCUACUUCGGGCUAUUGCGUCUUCCUCGACGACAACCUGAUCUCUUGGUCUUCCAAGCACCAGCACACCGUCUCCAGGUCUAGUGCUGAGGCCGAAUAUCGAGCUGUCGCUAACGCCAUCGCCGAAGCUUGCUGGCUACACCAACUCCUUGUCGAGAUCCUUCGCCCAUUGACCAAGGCCACCAUCGUCUACUGUGACAACAUCAGCGCCGUAUAUCUCUCCACAAACCCAGUCCAGCAUCAACGGACUAAACAUGUGGAGAUCGACCUACACUUCAUGCGCGAACGAGUGGCCCACAGUGACGUCCGCGUUCUACAUGUCCCAACAACCCUUCAGUACUCGGAUAUCUUCAUCAAGGGUUUGCCUACCGUGGUGUUCCAGGACUUCCGCUCCAGUCUCAACAUCCGCGAGGCUCCAAGUUGA
Molecule: messenger RNA, 1008 nt
Organism: Phragmites australis (common reed)
Lineage: Eukaryota; Viridiplantae; Streptophyta; Magnoliopsida; Poales; Poaceae
Exons: 1
Coding region: 1-1008 (335 amino acids)
Source: RefSeq, a predicted model, not a curated record